AUAAGCCCACAGAAAGAAUUAGAAUUACACGUUGAUAAGUACAAGUGAGAUGGCCCUAACGAUCAGACUGGCCAGAAACGUUCAGUCAUUUGAUAGAUUCACUCGCCUCCUUUGCAUGAGAACAAUGUCGAGCAAAAGUUUUUUGAUUGAUCAACCACGCUAUGCGUUUCUCAAAGAUCUUGGUCUCGAAUCCCAUAACAAAGGCGUUUACAAUGGAAAGUGGUUUGCUAAUGGGGAGAUGACCCAAUCAAUUUCACCUGCCACAGGUGAGGUCAUUGCUGAAGUUGCUCAGGGAAGUGUCGAAGACUACAACACCUGUGUUGUUGAGGCCAGAAAGGCUUGGAGCACCUGGGCAGACAUCCCUGCUCCCAAACGAGGAGAGAUUGUCAGGCAGAUUGGAGUGGCCCUAAGAGAAAAACUUGAACCUCUUGGCAAGCUUGUCUCCAUGGAAAUGGGAAAAAUCCUCCCUGAAGGUGUUGGAGAAGUUCAAGAGUAUGUGGACAUUUGUGACUAUGCAGUUGGCCUUUCAAGAAUGUUUGAAGGUAAAGUGAUUCCAUCAGAGAGGCCAAAUCACACUUUGUUGGAAAUGUGGAAUCCAUUGGGUACUAUUGGGAUAAUUUCGGCAUUCAAUUUCCCCGUUGCUGUAUACGGUUGGAAUAACGCACUCUCUAUGAUCUGUGGCAACACGAUGGUUUGGAAAGGUGCUCCAUCCACCCCAUUAUGCAGUAUUGCCACCACUAAAAUUGUAGCCCAAGUGCUGGAAAAGAACAAUCUUCCGGGUGCUAUUUGCAGUCUAGUCUGCGGUGGAGCUGAUGUUGGCAGCGCAAUGGCCAAUGACCCCAGAUUACCUCUGUUAUCUUUCACCGGCAGCACCCGUGUAGGCAAACAAGUAGCCGUAGCAGUACAGAGCCGAUUCGGCCGCAAUUUACUCGAACUGGGUGGCAACAACGCCAUUUUGGUCGAUGAAAGCGCCUCAGUAGAUCUAGUCGUCAGGGCGGCCCUCUUCGCAUGUGCUGGAACUGCAGGCCAGCGAUGCACCACCACCCGGCGUCUCAUCUUGCACGAAAAGGUGUAUGAGUCUGUUCUGGCCGGCUUGAUCAAAGCCUAUGAACAACUAUUGCCCAAAAUGGGUGAUCCACUAGAGGCCGGUGUCCUUCUGGGUCCUCUGCACAACAAAGUGGCAGUUGAUUCAUUUUCGGCAACCGUCAAAGAAGCCGUAGCACUUGGUGGUCAAGUGGCUUUUGGAGGUCAAGUGAUGACAGAUCGCCCAGGCUUCUUCGUGCAGCCUACAAUCAUCACCGGAUUGAAGCCGAAUGCUUCCGUCGUCAUGAACGAAUGUUUUGCUCCCAUUCUCUACGUGCUCAAAUGCAACGAUAUGGAUGAGGCUAUCGCCAUCAACAACAGUGUUGAUCAGGGUCUCUCGUCCAGCAUGUUUACUCAAAACCUUGGCCAGAUAUUUAAAUGGCUGGGUCCUAAAGGAUCGGAUUGCGGCAUUGUCAAUAUCAACAUCCCAACUAGCGGAGCAGAGAUUGGUGGCGCUUUUGGCGGUGAAAAACACACAGGCGGUGGACGGGAAUCGGGUUCUGAUUCAUGGAAGCAGUACAUGCGCCGCAGCACUUGCACAAUUAAUUACGGCCAAGAUUUGCCGUUAGCUCAAGGCAUCAAAUUCGAAUGAAUUUCUAUUAUUGGAUGCCAAGUGUAAUUGAAUGAAUACUCGCUUUAUUACCACAAAUUGCUACAAAAGUUAUCAUUACGUAAAGCGUUAUCAAAUACAAAAAAUUUAACACAA
Daphnia carinata is the source of this 1789-nucleotide messenger RNA. RefSeq names its product alpha-aminoadipic semialdehyde dehydrogenase-like (gene Aldh7A1). Gene Ontology annotation, molecular function: aldehyde dehydrogenase (NAD+) activity. Lineage: Eukaryota; Metazoa; Arthropoda; Branchiopoda; Diplostraca; Daphniidae. The record is from RefSeq and is a predicted model, not a curated record. The transcript is spliced from 5 exons. Bases 50 to 1675 code for a protein of 541 amino acids.